Molecule: messenger RNA, 979 nt
Organism: Pocillopora verrucosa
Lineage: Eukaryota; Metazoa; Cnidaria; Anthozoa; Scleractinia; Pocilloporidae
Source: RefSeq, a predicted model, not a curated record
UGAUAUAUUUGAGUUUAUUGCCACCCAAUUUUGAAAAUGUAAAACCAUACUUCCCUAGAAAAGGCCAUUGAAUUUUGGGCUCAAGUUUGAGCUUGUAUGGGAACCAAGAAGAAACCUCUUUGGAGGUCUCCUAAAUGUUCUGCGAGAAGCCGAUUUCCACUCGGUGAGUUGGCAAGGGAAAAAUGUAACCUCCGUGAUGAAUAUUUAUCAAAAAGUAAGAAGUUGUCGGCAUUAAAAAAGAGAAAUAAGCGUCUUCAAGAAAAGAGUGAGAAAGUACAAGAAUGCAUGAAUCAGCUCGAGAUAACACCACGUUCAAGUGCAUUUGUAAUUUCAAAAAACACCUCCACUGCGCGCAAAAAGAAUCCCUCUGAACUUUCUGAUGGUGGUAAACUGAACUUACCUCGACGAAGUGCCCAACGGAGGCAAUUGGAAACCUUAAUUGCUGCAACAGAGAUCAAUGGAGGGAGUAUGGAGGACAGGGCUCCUGCUCUAGAGGGCAUGGUCUCCACUGUCCUUAAGUAUAGCAAAGUAACUGAUGUUGCCAAGUAUCUCUCCUCAUCUAAAAAAUUGAAAAAGGCCACUCUGAUGGAAAUAAAGAAGGAAGCACAAGAAUACGAGAAAAGUAAUGAAAAUUUUAUCCGGUCAUUAUCAUUGCUCUAUGCUGGAGGGGUCAUUGGAAAGGUAAAGUACAUGCAAGGGAGGUCUGCACUUGUCAUGAGGCACACAGGGAAGAGCACUAAAACAGGUACUCCAUCAGUUGAGUUAAUCCUCAAAACAUUGAGUGAUAUUUUUAGAAGCAUUCUAAGUGUAACUGUGCUUUGACUCACAAUGAACCCCAGCUGUUUAAGGACUUAUAAAACAACUGUUUUAUUUUUCAUGCCUUGUAACAUUUUCAUGAAUAAGGAGUUGAGGUAAAUGUAAGUUUAUAUUUAACUGUAACUGAUUAUAUUGAACCCAAAGUUUUCUCUGUUUACAUACU